AAAGUCGAUAAAUUGGUGCAUUGACUCAUUUGUGUAUAGCCGUCGGAAGGAAAGGAUAUCAGUGAAAUGGAAGUUUCAACUUGAUCGGAAAUAUACCACUAGAAAUUCUACAAUUCGCAAAAGUGGAAAGAAAAUAAGUAUUGCGUUUCUUUAUGCACGCGUUACUUUGAACCAGAUCCAAAUUUCGUUCACUCGCUCUUUCUUUUCCCUCUCUCCGUGUUUCUUCGUUUCCCUCCGUUAUUCUUAUCUGUUACAUUUUAUCUGUAAGACACUCGAUAUCGCAAUUGUGGGUUCUUAAUGUGAUUCUUGCUCUAGUAACUCGCACAACCGCGCUUAAUAAAGUCAUUUGCUGAUUAUUGUACCAGACCGCUACAUGGAUGAACAGGUUUCAAGGGCAGUACUUCAAGAAAUCAUGGUCAGAGCGUACGGGGGUGUGUUGGUCCUAGCAGAUGUGCUGCUUCUUCUCCUCAAGAUUCUUUACUACAUUGGCGAAGGAAUAUAUAGACUACUAGUACCGGUCGAAGAAAAGAGCGUAGCUGGUGAAAUUGUCCUGGUUACAGGAGCAGGCCAUGGAAUUGGCAAAGAGUUGGCAUUAAAGUAUGCCUCUCUGGGAGCUACCGUUGUCUGUUGGGACUUGAAUCAACAGGGAAACGAAGAAACCGUAAAUGAAAUUAAACAGAUAAGCGCAACAACUAAAGCAUAUGGUUACAAAUGCGACGUAUCGAAGAGGGAAGAAGUGUUUAAAGUAGCUGAGAAAGUCAGGGUGGAAGUCGGGAACGUAACGAUCCUAAUUAACAAUGCUGGCAUAAUGCCCUGUCGAGCUUUUCUGGAUCACACACCGGAGGAUAUUAAACGAAUAUUCGACAUCAACGUACUGGCACACUGUUGGACUGUCCAAGCAUUCUUGCCUAGCAUGAUUCAGAAAAAUUACGGUCACAUCGUCGCUCUUUCGUCGAUGGCUGGAUUUCUCGGCGUAGCCAAUGUGGCUCCCUAUUGCGCUUCAAAGUUCGCAGUAAGAGGAUUAAUGGAGGCUUUGAAUGAGGAGAUUAGAUCAUUGAACAAGGAAAAAACUUUAAAUAUCAACUUCACUACAAUUUAUCCGUAUAUGGUAGACACAGGACUGUGCAAAAAGCCGAGAAUCAGGUUCCCAAGCAUCAUGGCGCUGGUUUCACCGAAAGAGGCAGUUGUUGAAAUAGUUAAAGCGCAACGAAGAAACAUCAGAGAAUUAUCCAUUCCCGCAUGUUGGCUCUACAUUAACAUUCUUUUAAGAUGUGCCCCUGAGUCGUGCAUGCGCAGCAUAGUAGACUUCCUAGACUCUGGCCUAGAGACAGAAAGUUAAUGAGUAUCUAAUAUUCUUGUGAAAAGAUAUUUAAGAAAAUAUGUUUGUUUUACGAUUCACAAUGAUACAUACGUAAAACCA
Molecule: messenger RNA, 1420 nt
Organism: Habropoda laboriosa
Lineage: Eukaryota; Metazoa; Arthropoda; Insecta; Hymenoptera; Apidae
Product: short-chain dehydrogenase/reductase family 16C member 6-like
Exons: 8
Coding region: 374-1339 (321 amino acids)
Cellular component (GO): lipid droplet
Molecular function (GO): oxidoreductase activity, acting on the CH-OH group of donors, NAD or NADP as acceptor
Source: RefSeq, a predicted model, not a curated record